AACAACAUGGUGCCUGAUCGCAUUACUAAAAAUAAAACUAGGCCCAUUUCGUCAGUCAAAAAACAGGUGUCUACCCCGAUCAAACCUACAAUUAAAAUAUUAACAAAGAAAAAAAAUACGUACACAGAAGAAAAAAGUUAUAUUUGUACCAUGUCACAAAAUUCGUUUAUUAGUAAUAAAUACAAUAAAAUUCAGAGAUCAGAUCAUCCGCGAACAUUAUUGAUUCCACGUUCGUCCCAAAGCGAACUUAGAAAACGUUUCAUUGACAGAGCUGAUAAUUUGACAAAAAAAAGCUACCAGACAUUAUUUAAAGAACUAGAAGAGAAACACAAGGGCAUAAUGGUUGAAUUGGAAAAGAGUAAACAAAUGACAGAAUCUCUUCAAGAGCAAUUGAAUAAAGAUAAAGAUGAUAAAGAAAUUCAGACAUGUGGAAUUAGUUUAGAACAAUUAGAAAUUAGCAUAGAUCGAUUAGAAGCGAGUUUAAAAAAUAUGACCUGCGAAAAAUCAUUAUUGGAUUUGGAAUUGAAAAAAACAAAACACGAUUUAAGUGUAAAAAAUGAAGACUUAUUGACCAUGUCUAAACAAAGCUUGGCAUUAAAUUCAAAAAUAGAUAUUUUAAAUAAAAAAGUAGAUGAUUUAGAGAAGACAGACUCUGAAAAAACCAUGAGAAUUGAAAAAUUGUUCAAUGAGAGAAACAAGUUAAAAAAUAAUUUUAUCGAAGUUUCUAGGGAGAAGGAUUUGUUUCAAGAAGAAAUAAUUGUACUUGGAAAUAAAUAUAAAAAAACUAAUCAAAAACUGCUUGAAUUGAGAGCCGAUGUCGGACAAAAGAGAUCCGAAUUUGUGCAACGUUCUUUGCUAUUAAGUGAAAAAUCUGAUUUAAAUAUUAAACAACAAAAACAAAUAAGACUCAAGGAAGAAAUAAUUUUGGAACUCGAAUCGAUAGUCAAACGUCUGACACUUGAAAACCAGGACUAUACCAACAGUAUCAAUCGUUUAAAAAAUGACUGUAUCGAGUUGAAAAAAGUAAUAAAAGAUUGGGAAAUUAGGGCUGGUUGUUGGAUUAAUACGUUUGUUCGAGAAGAAUUUGAAUCAAAAAUCGAGGAUCUUAAAAACGAAAUACAAAGAUUAAAUAUUAAAAACUUACAACUAACAGAAACGUACAACAAACAAAUUUCUGAAAAAUGCGAACAAAUAUCUGAAAAAGAACGAAUUGUCGAGAAGAAACAAUCGACUAUAGAACAAAUGACGGAAAUAAUCAAUUUAAUGAGAAAAACAAAUGUUCAUAAUAGCAAUAACGAUCAAUUUACGGGCACAGAGAUAGAUAGAGCGAUAAGUACGUAA
Melanaphis sacchari is the source of this 1341-nucleotide messenger RNA. RefSeq names its product spindle pole body component 110-like. The annotation marks the transcript as partial. Lineage: Eukaryota; Metazoa; Arthropoda; Insecta; Hemiptera; Aphididae. The transcript is spliced from 7 exons. The record is from RefSeq and is a predicted model, not a curated record.